Molecule: messenger RNA, 1464 nt
Organism: Aspergillus fischeri NRRL 181
Lineage: Eukaryota; Fungi; Ascomycota; Eurotiomycetes; Eurotiales; Aspergillaceae
Gene: cbf5
Product: pseudouridine synthase CBF5
Exons: 5
Coding region: 1-1464 (487 amino acids)
Biological process (GO): box H/ACA sno(s)RNA 3'-end processing; rRNA pseudouridine synthesis; snRNA pseudouridine synthesis
Cellular component (GO): box H/ACA snoRNP complex
Molecular function (GO): RNA binding; pseudouridine synthase activity
Source: RefSeq, a predicted model, not a curated record
AUGGCAGUCUCAGUGGCUAAGGAAGAGAUGGACUACACCAUCAAGCCUGAAGCUGGUGCCUCCAACAUCUCCACAGAAGAGUGGCCUUUGCUGCUAAAGAAUUAUGACAAGCUCAUGGUGAGGACCGGUCAUUUCACACCAAUUCCCGCUGGUUGCUCGCCUCUCAAGCGUGACCUGAAGUCCUACAUCAGUUCAGGUGUGAUCAACCUUGACAAGCCUUCCAAUCCAUCUAGUCACGAGGUUGUCGCUUGGAUGAAGAGAAUUUUGAGGGCGGAGAAAACUGGUCACAGUGGAACUCUUGACCCGAAGGUCACCGGUUGCUUGAUCGUCUGCAUUGACCGUGCGACCCGCUUGGUCAAGUCCCAACAAGGUGCCGGAAAGGAGUACGUCUGCGUCAUUCGUCUCCAUGACAAGAUUCCCGGUGGUGAGGCUCAGUUCAAGAGAGCUCUUGAGACCUUGACUGGCGCUCUCUUCCAGCGGCCUCCUCUGAUCUCUGCCGUCAAGCGUCAACUUCGUAUCAGAACGAUCCACGAAAGCAAACUCUACGAGUUCGACAAUGAUAGACACCUUGGCGUGUUCUGGGUCAGCUGCGAGGCUGGAACUUAUAUUCGAACUCUUUGCGUUCACUUGGGUCUUUUGCUUGGUGUCGGUGCUCACAUGCAGGAACUUCGGCGUGUACGAAGUGGAGCUAUGGACGAGAACAAUGGCCUCGUGACUCUUCAUGACGUCCUGGAUGCGCAGUGGAUGUACGAUAACCAGCGGGACGAGUCUUACCUGCGCAGGGUCAUCCGACCUCUCGAGUCUCUUCUCACGACCUACAAGCGUAUUGUCGUUAAAGACAGCGCCGUCAAUGCUGUGUGCUAUGGCGCAAAGCUCAUGAUUCCUGGUCUCCUGCGCUUUGAGGCUGGCAUUGAUGUCAACGAAGAAGUUGUUCUCAUGACUACAAAGGGUGAAGCCAUCGCCAUUGGUAUCGCUCAAAUGUCUACUGUUGAACUUUCCACCUGCGAUCAUGGUGUCGUAGCUAAGGUCAAACGUUGCAUCAUGGAACGUGAUCUCUACCCUCGCAGAUGGGGUCUGGGCCCUGUAGCUCUGGAGAAGAAAAAGCUCAAGUCAGCUGGAAAACUGGAUAAAUAUGGCCGAGCAAAUGAGGACACCCCCGCCAAAUGGAAAACCGAAUACAAGGAUUACAGCGCCCCCGAAGAAGCUUCCGCUCAGGCUGCACCUGGAUCGACAGCUAAAGAAGACGUGGCUGCUGCCCUAACUACCGAACAGGACGAGGCGCCUUCUUCACCCCAGUCCAAGAUGGAUGUCGAUGAAACCAAGGAAGAGAAGAAACGCAAGAGGCAUGAGGGUGAAACAGCAGAGGAACGUGCAGAGCGUAAGCGCAAGAAGAAGGAGAAGAAGGAAAAGAAAGAACGGAGAAAAUCCAAGCAGGAGAAGGAGGACAGUGGUGAUAGCGACUAG